CUCCUCAGUGUUCGCAUCAACUGAACUACCGACAACGGAGGACAUAAUGUGCAAACCAGAGGAUAACUUAACGCUUUUGCCAGCCGCCACUGACUGGCCAAGAUGUUGAGCCGACUGAUGAGCGGCAGUGUUCGCAGUCUGGACAGAGAAUUCAACUGCACCGUCCGGCUCCUGGAUGACACGGAAUACACCUGCACGGUUCAGAGGGAUGCAAAGGGCCAGUGGCUAUUUGAGCAGAUUUGCCAACAUCUAAGCCUGCUGGAGAAAGACUACUUUGGCAUCAGAUAUGUUGACCCAGACAAACAAAGGCAUUGGCUAGAGUUGACCAAAUCCAUUACCAAACAGAUGAGAUCUCAGCCACCGUUUACUAUGUGUCUGCGAGUGAAGUUUUACCCCCCUGAUCCUGCUGCUCUCAAAGAAGAGAUCACUAGAUAUCUAGUCUUUUUGCAGAUUAAGAGAGAUUUAUACCACGGCCGACUGUUGUGCAGGAGCUCAGAUGCAGCCAUGCUAGCUGCAUAUAUCCUACAAGCUGAGAUUGGAGACUAUGAUGCAGGGAAACAUCCAGAGGGUUACAGCUCCAAGUUUCAGUUUUUCCCCAAGCACUCUGAACGUCUUGAGCGCCGCAUUGCUGAGAUCCACAAAACUGAGCUAAUAGGUCAGACUCCUGAGACCUCUGAGUUGAAUUUCUUAAGAAAGGCCCAGACAUUGGAGACAUAUGGGGUUGAUCCUCACCCUUGUAAGGAUGUGUCAGGAAAUGCAGCAUUCCUUGCUUUCACGCCAUUUGGCUUUGUGGUACUGCAGGGGAACCGCAGAGUACAUUUCCUCAAAUGGAAUGAAGUUACUAAAUUGAAGUUUGAAGGGAAGACCUUCCACAUUUAUGCAAAUCAACAAGAGGAUCAGAAAAUCAUUCUGACCUACUUUGCCCCAACACCUGAAGCCUGUAAGCACCUGUGGAAGUGUGGAGUGGAGAACCAGGCAUUCUAUCAGUUUGAGAAAUCAAGUGAAGUACGGACAGUGUCCAGCAGUAAUCUAUUCUUCAAAGGGAGUCGCUUCAAAUACAGUGGCAAGGUGGCUAAGGAGGUGAUGGAGCAAAGUGCCAAAAUCAGACGUGAGCCACCAGAAAUCCACCGGACUGGGAUGGUCCCGAGUAGGAGUUGUCCUUCCAUCACACAUGGUCCACGACAGAGCAGUGUGCCACGGACACGCAGGAGAGCAGUCCACAUAUCCAUCAUGGAGGGUCUGGAAUCUUUACGUGACAGUGGCCACUCUACGCCGGUGCGGUCCGUCUCUGAUGAUGGCUCUUUGGUGAGGUCACAUGGCAAUGGCGUAGAGGGUGGGAACAGAGCAGCAGAAUUCUCUGAAGAAUCCUAUAGCCCAUCCCACAGUAUGGUACCUACACCUGUAUCCAGCAACUGCUCACUGGACCAGACCCUGUGUCGUCACACCAACGGCCCCCCACUCAUCUAUGAGGAGGAGGAAUCUGAAGCAGCCUGGGGUAGUAGGGCUAUUACUGGGCCAAGGGGGAAAUCCUCUCAGCUGGGGAAGAUCCAGCCAUCCACCAGUAGCAUGGAGGUGGAGCAGAUGGGCGAGGUCAUUGGCAGUUUGGCGCGACUCUUCUUGGUGACACUUGUUCUCCUAUUAGCCCUUCUCCUUCUUCUCAUCGCUCUGACAGAGUCUGAGUUAGAUGUUGCCUUUCUGAGGGACAUCCGGAGGACACCUGAGUUUCAGCAGUUCCACUAUGAGUAUUUUUGCCCGCUGAGACGCUGGCUGGCUUGCAAGCUGCGUUGGAUGGGAGGGCAUCUUAUAAAUAAAUAAGAGACUCAAAUUCUGUGCUGGAGCCUCUACAGUCUUUGGAUCUUGAAAAGCUUCCACUGACCUUUCACACUAUAUAUAUGGUGUAUCACUGUAUCAUUUGCAUAAAACUUCCAGUUCUAUACUAGGCCAAAGCCAUGGGCUUCCCCAUCACCAUGCCAACAGGACUGCGCAUAUCUCUCAUAUCUCAUAGGGAAGUUUUAUCAUUAGCAUUUAUCACAUGUGAUUGCAAAAUAGAGAAUGCUGCAAUUGAUCAGUUCUGCCAUUAGCUGAUUAUUAUUAUUAUUAUUAUUAUUAUUAUUAUUAUUAAUAAUAAUAAUAAAGCCUUCUCUUUUUGUCUAAUUUUCUCUUCUGCUCCCUUUUCUUUUUAUCACCUCUUUCAAUGCAAUUACAUUUCAUCACAUCACAAUUGUCCUUUUACUCUUUUCUUUCUCAUCACCAUUUUAUACUUUUAAUCUGUGCUGAGACCUAAUACUGCAAAGACAAAAGAUGCCUUUUAAAUUACUUUACAGUAGAGACUGAGAUUCUGAAAUGAGGUUCAUUGGUAAAACACACUUGUCCAUUGGCUGUGUGCUAGUUCUUUUCCAUUUCAGAAAUAGCUACUGACAUAUCCAUGUAUUUCAAGUAAUAUAGGAUGGAGUUGUAUGUGUGUGUGAUUAAUAUGUAACAUCAAAUGUUUUUUAUUGAUUUGUCAGAGAUUGGUGCAAUAACUGUGGAACUUGUUUUUAUUGAUAAGCAAUGAAAUGCUUUUCCAGUAGCAACGCUCAUUUUUAGAUAAAUAAUAUAUUGCAAUGUUUCCCAUCAACGUUCUUAGAUAGAUGUUGGUUCUUAUGCUUGGUGAGUCUCGCAUGCAUACAUUUCAGCCCCUUAAUACAGAUGUAAACUUCUAAUGAACUUUGUAAUAUGAUGAAACAAAACUUCCUGCUUGCAGUACAAAAAAUUCAGCAGUUACAUUCAUUCUUGUUAUUCUGUAAAAUGGUUGGAAUCUGGUAUUUAUUAUUUCUGCUUCAAGAAAUAGUUCAAUUAGCAUAUACUACUGUAUGCACGCACCUGUUCAUACAUGCAACACACACCAUACCAUAUGCACACUUGUUAUGGAAAAUAUUUCUGCCUUUAAUACAAUGAUGCAAAAAUCACUUAAUUUAAAGCAACAGCUGGGAGCCAACACAGCAGUGUUAGCACCACAAUACAACCACAGCUGUGUAGUUUGGCUUUCCAUGGACAUGGGUCAUUUAUUUAUGUGCAUGAUCACUUUGUAACCAGAAAUACAGCAAAGAAUAAGCCUUGAUAAAUGAUCACCUGAGCUAUCAAUAGAAAUGACUAAUACACUCCAACCCCUUCCCUCAAUCUGAACUGUUCUUCAAAUUAAUCACUUAUAGCAGCUUCAUUAAAUUUCUGGUCUUACAGAGACAGUAAUAAAAUCUACAGUUAGCUACUAGCUCCCCCUACCAUAAACACUGUAUGCCUGCACCUAGGUAAAUUUCAUAAUAGAAAUUGAAAAGAUACACAAUGAAAAGACAAUGAAAGAAGCAAAAAUGAUUAUAAUGCAUGUAUAUCAAAAUCAACAGAAGAUCAAGCGAACCCAGACUGCAUAACCGUGUUUUUAUGCUAAAAUACAAUUUCUGCCUUUUGAAUUUUAUUUUAAUUGUUGUUUUCCCCAGUUAAACUUUAUUUUUACACUCUAAAAAAGAGAAUCUCACACCACCACUUUCCUCUUGAAGCAUCCCAACGUAGCAAAAUCAUAGAUUGCAUUAUUUUAUAUGUUGGCUUUUUACAAAACAAUGUAUUGUGAUGUAUUAAAAAUAUACUGUAAUAUUAAAAUUAUUUUAAUGUAUGGAUCAUAUGUAUGAAACAUUGUCCCACAUGUGGAAUGUAAUAUAUUUAGCAUAGUAUUUUACAGAUUUAAUUAUAUUGUGGUUUAAAAUUGUUUAAAAUAUAUUUCCCAUAUCUUUUUUGGCAACAUUAACAUUAUACUGGUACACUAAUACACUUUGAUCUCUAAAUAGGUUCUUUAGUGUAUAUCAAGUAUAUAGAAAGUUGUAGAGAUGCUAUUAUAUUCAGUGCAUCUACUAUAGGCUAAGGCUGAGUUUCAUCUCUUUUCUUCAAAGUUAAUCAGUAUGACAAUUAGUUAAGGCUAUUUCUUAAUUUCUGCCUUAGGACAUGACAUUUAUCAAAUUGUACAGAUGCAAGUAAUACAUUUUUAAUAUAAAACAAACAAAUAAUAUAAACCAAAUUAAAAUCUGUCACUCAAAUGUAAUAGCAAUACUAAGGUAAACAUUCAAUGAAGAAUGCUUCUUAAACCGAACAUAGUCAAAUUUAUUUAUAUAGCACAUUUUACAACAGAUGCCACAAAGCAGCUUUACACAUGUUUGAGUCAAAACCCACGGUGAGCUAGCCAAGGACAACAGUGGCAAGGAAAAACUCCUUAGAGCAUGAGGAAGAAACCUUGAGAGGAACCAAGACUUAAAGGAGGGCCCAUCAUUCUCAGGCCAACAACGGUCACUACAAUAUUAACAAUAUAGACAAUAAGGAGUAGAAUAAAUAUUGAAUAAACAUACUGCUGCUCAAUAAACCAAUAAUUCUAAUAUGGCUGACUGGUACCAAAACACCUUCUCAUAUUGUUUAUUUUUCUAUUAUUUUGUUAUAUUUUGUUAUAAAGUUAUUGUUCUCUAUU
Molecule: messenger RNA, 4486 nt
Organism: Electrophorus electricus (electric eel)
Lineage: Eukaryota; Metazoa; Chordata; Actinopteri; Gymnotiformes; Gymnotidae
Gene: frmd5b
Product: FERM domain containing 5b
Biological process (GO): actomyosin structure organization
Cellular component (GO): cytoskeleton
Molecular function (GO): cytoskeletal protein binding
Source: RefSeq, a predicted model, not a curated record